Molecule: messenger RNA, 1483 nt
Organism: Sus scrofa (pig)
Lineage: Eukaryota; Metazoa; Chordata; Mammalia; Artiodactyla; Suidae
Gene: AGER
Product: advanced glycosylation end-product specific receptor
Biological process (GO): regulation of p38MAPK cascade; regulation of inflammatory response
Cellular component (GO): plasma membrane
Molecular function (GO): laminin receptor activity; signaling receptor activity
Source: RefSeq, a predicted model, not a curated record
AGGGUGGUGGCCACAGCAACGAGGGGCAGACAGAGCCAGGAGCCUGGGGAGGAAGCAGGAUGGCAGCAGGGACAACGGCCGGAGUCUGGGUGCUGGUCCUCAGUCUGUGGGGGGUAGCAGUAAGUGAUCAAAACAUCACAGCCCGGAUCGGGAAGCCACUGGUGCUGAACUGUAAGGGGGCCCCCAAGAAACCACCCCAGCAGCUGGAAUGGAAACUGAACACAGGCCGGACAGAAGCUUGGAAGGUCCUGACUCCCCAGGGAGGCCCCUGGGACAGUGUGGCACGGGUCCUCCCCAAUGGCUCCCUCCUCCUGCCGGCUGUUGGGAUCCAGGACGAGGGGACUUUCCGGUGUCGGGCAACGAGCCGGAACGGAAAGGAGACCAAGUCCAACUACCGAGUCCAAGUCUACCAGAUUCCUGGGAAGCCGGACAUUGUUGAUCCUGCCUCUGAACUCAUGGCUGGUGUCCCCAACAAGGUGGGGACUUGUGUGUCUGAGGGGGGCUACCCUGCAGGGACUCUUAGCUGGCACUUGGAUGGAAAAACUCUGAUACCUGACGGCAAAGGAGUGUCUGUGAAGGAAGAGACCAGGAGACACCCCGAGACAGGGCUUUUCACACUCCACUCCGAGUUGAUGGUGACCCCGGCCUGGGGAGGAGCUCCCCAACCCACCUUCUCCUGUAGCUUCAGCCCGAGCUUUCCCCGGCGCCGAGCCCUGCACACAGCUCCCAUCCGGCCCAGUGUCUGGGGUUUAACUCUUCAACUCAUGCCCGGCCCACCUCCAGAGCCUGUGCCCCUGGAGGAAGUCCAGUUGGUGGUAGAGCCAGCAGGUGGAGCUGUACCUCCUGGUGGGACUGUGACCUUGACCUGUGAAACCUCUGUCCAGCCCCCGCCCCAAAUCCACUGGACCAAGGAUGGCACACCCCUGCCCCUUUCCCCCAGCCCCGUGCUGCUGCUCCCUGAGGUAGGGCCUGAGGACCAGGGAACCUACAGCUGUGUGGCCACCCAUCCCAGCCACGGGCCCCAGAAGAGCCGAGCCAUCAGCAUCAGCAUCAUUGAAACAGGCGAGGAGGGGCCGGCGGCAGGUUCUGUCGAAGGGCCGGGGCUGGGAACGCUAGCCCUAGCCCUGGGGAUCCUGGGAGGCCUGGGGACCGCCGCCCUGCUCGUCGGGGUCAUCAUGUGGCACAGGCGGCAACGCAGAGGACAGGAGAGGAAGGCCCCCGAAAACCAGGAGGAAGACGAGGAGGAGCGUGCGGAGCUGAACCAGCCGGAGGAUCCCGAGGCGGCUGAGAGCAGUGCAGGAGCGCCUUGAGCAGCCCCAGCCAGACGGCCACCCACCCUCUGCCUUUUCUUUUUCCCACACUCGGUUCUGGCCCCAGACCAGUUCACCCCUGUAUAAUCUCCACCCCGCCUCCCCAAGCUCUCCUCCACAACCAGAGCCCCCCACAAGCCAUCAUGAGUAAACACCUGACACAUCUUGCCCCA